AUGUUAAGUGAAAUUGAAGGUCAAAAGCCAGAAGAUCGGCCAGAUAUCAUGGCAAGGGUAUUCAAACUGAAGCUAAAACAACUCAUGAGAUGUCUUAAAAAAGACCAUUACUUCGGUAUUGAUGUGGCAGAUGUUUGCACUGUGGAGUUCCAAAAGAGAGGUUUACCUCAUGCCCAUAUACUUCUAUGGCUAAGUGAAGAAGGAGUAGAGCUCAGUCCGCAAUUUAUAGACAAUAUCAUUCAAGCAGAGAUCCCUGACAAAGAAACAAACCCCGAAUUAUAUGUUGUUGUUUCACGUUACAUGGUUCAUGGCCCCUGUGGUAAUGCUAACCCGAACUGCCCCUGCAUGGUGGAUAAAAAAUGCAGCAAAAACUACCCCAAACAAUUCAAUUCAGAGACUACUAUCGAUAGCAAUGGUCACCCUGUAUACAGAAGAAGGGAGGAUGACAGGUUCAUUAAAAAAGGAGACUAUAUCAUGGACAACAGAUCAGUUGUUCCCUACAAUCCAGGCCUACUAAUAAUGUUUGACGCUCAUAUUAAUGUGGAAUGGUGUAACACUACACGUGCAAUCAAAUACCUAUUUAAAUACAUCUGUAAGGGACCAGAUAGGACCACCAUGAUUAUCACUGAUGACCAAAUGGAUGAGGUCAAAUCUUACCUCGACUGUAGGUACAUCUCAGCCUGCGAGGCCGCAUGGAGAAUUUUCGAGUUUGAAAUCCAGGAAAGAAGUCUGGCGGUCAUACGUCUGCCAGUUCACUUAGAAGGAGAACAAGCAGUCGUGAUAAGAGAUAAUGACAAUUUGAACUUUAUCAUAAACAGAGAAGAUGUCAAUGACACGAUGCUCACUGAAUGGAUGAAAAUAAAUGUUGUAGACGAACAUGCAAGGGGCAGUGGAUCCUUCCAAGAUAUUAGAACAGUGGAUGGUCAGGUGCAUCCUACGUACAAGGAAGCGUGCUAUGUGUUGGGCCUACUUAACAAUGACAAAGAGUGGCACGAUGCUAUAAAAGAGGCAAACCAAUGGGCAAUGCCAUCACAGCUUAGAGAACUCUUUGUAACCCUACUGUUAUUCUGCGAAGUAACUGACAUGCGAAGCUUAUGGGAGAGCAGCUUCAAGGAUCUUUCAGAUGACAUACAGCGGAAGAAAAGGAGGUUAUUCAAACAUCCAGAUCUUAUACUCUCGGAAGAUCAGAUCAGGACAUACACCCUCAUUGAAAUCGACAGAAUCCUGAUGAAAUUUGGAAAGUCGUUGUCUGAUUUCAAAGAUAUGCCACAACCUGAUCUCACAGAAGUAGAUUGCAUGGAAAACAAGCUUAUAGCAGAAGAAAGACUCUACGACACCAGACAAUUACAAGCAGAUUGGUCCGAUAGAAUAAAAAGGCUAAACAAAGAGCAAUUAGAUGUUUACAACAGAGUGGUGCAAGCUGUCGAAAAAGACACGGGGGAGACAUUUUUCGUGUACGGCCAUGGAGGGACAGGAAAAACAUUCCUGUACUGCACCAUCACCGCUAAGCUACGUGUUGAUCGCAAAAUAGUUCUAAAUGUUGCGUCAUCAGGUAUUGCUGCCCUAUUGCUGCCCGGAGGAAGAACAACACAUAGCAGAUUUGAGAUACCAAUUGAACUCCUAGAAAAUUCCACGUGUAACAUCAGCCGCAAAUCACAACUAGCUGAACUAAUCCGACAUACAUCACUGAUUAUAUGGGACGAAGCCCCUAUGGACCACAGGUUUGCAUUUGAAGCACUUGAUCGCACUCUAAGGGAUAUAAUGGGAGACAAGAACUGCGAAUCAUCAUCUAAGUUGUUUGGUGGGAAGGUAGUAUUACUUGGAGGAGACUUUAGGCAGGUAUUACCCAUCAUCCCAAAAGGAGGAAGACAAGAUAUUGUACAAGCAUCGAUCAACAGAUCCUACAUUUGGAAUGAAUGCAAUGUGUUCAUUCUCAAACAAAGCAUGAGGGUACGAGAAGGGAACACAAACGUAGAGAACUACCAUAAAAACAAGAGGUUCAAUGAAUGGAUUUUAGCUAUGGGUGACGGGAGGCUUGAAACACAAUCUGAGGACCACAAAGCUGAAGGAACAUGGAUUGAAAUACCAAGUGAAUAUAUAGCAGAAGUGGAGAUAUCAGAAAUUGACGGGAUCGUGGAGACAAUUUACCCAGAUUUUCAACAGAGGAAAAGUGACGACAACUACUUAAGGGAAAGGGCUAUACUCACACCCUUAAAUGAAACCGCAUACACCAUAAAUGAAUACAUAAUGGGUCUCUUACCCAAAGAGGAAAGGACCUACACAAGCUGCGAUGAAAUAUGCUUAUCUUCAGCUGAAUGUGACACACAGUUCAAUGCAUACCCAACAGAAUAUUUGAACAGCCUAAAGUUACCAGGUUUACCCCACCAUGAGCUAAAGCUGAAAGAAGGAAUGCCGGUCAUGCUUCUUAGAAAUAUCAACCCGCCACAAGGCCUGUGCAAUAGGACUCGGCUUAUGAUAACCCACCUCCGAAAGUUUGUAAUAGAAGGAAGGAUCAUAACGGGUUCAAAACAGGGAAACAAGGUCCUAAUACCCAGAAUUGUCAUGACAUCAAAGGACAGCAAACUACCCUUCAUCUUAAAAAGAAGGCAAUACCCUUUGAAGCCUUGCUAUGCAAUGACAAUAAACAAGAGCCAAGGACAAUCACUUUCAUUUGUGGGAGUAUACUUACCGAAGCCUGUUUUCAGCCAUGGACAACUCUAUGUGGCAGCAUCGAGAACAACUUCUCCAGAGGGCCUAAAGUUCUUUAUCAAUGAUACCUACGAGAAAUACAAAAACCACACAAAGAACAUCGUCUACAAGGAAGUUUUUUCAAACUUGCCUAGCCUGUAA
Spinacia oleracea (spinach) is the source of this 2850-nucleotide messenger RNA. RefSeq lists its product as uncharacterized. The transcript is spliced from 5 exons. Gene Ontology annotation, biological process: telomere maintenance; DNA repair. The coding region runs from base 1 to 2850 and encodes 949 amino acids. Lineage: Eukaryota; Viridiplantae; Streptophyta; Magnoliopsida; Caryophyllales; Amaranthaceae. Gene Ontology annotation, molecular function: DNA helicase activity. The record is from RefSeq and is a predicted model, not a curated record.